Molecule: messenger RNA, 1410 nt
Organism: Aegilops tauschii subsp. strangulata
Lineage: Eukaryota; Viridiplantae; Streptophyta; Magnoliopsida; Poales; Poaceae
Product: flavonoid O-methyltransferase-like protein Os11g0303600
Molecular function (GO): protein dimerization activity; O-methyltransferase activity
Source: RefSeq, a predicted model, not a curated record
UUUGCGGAGUAUCAUGUUUGAUGACAAAAUGGAUCUAGACGGUCUGAGGGUCGGCGUUGGAGAUGCCCUUAUGAGCGGAUACCGUGUUUUAUUUUGAUUCGAAGACAUUAAACAUGGCAUGGUACCAGACCCUCUCCUCGUAACACGUGCACCGUUGCUGGUAUCGGAACUAUAAAUCAUCCCUAGCUGAGAUUUGAUUCUCAGACCACACCAGUAUUACUCAAACUCGAAGUAAGAUCAUAAUAGCAGAAGAAAGCAGGGCCAAAAUGGCCACCUCAAGAGCGGAGCUUCUGCAAGCUGAGGCAGAGCUGGUGCGCCACUCCUUAGGCUACCUCAAGUCCAUGGCGUUGCACAGCGCGGUGAAGCUUGGAAUCCCCGACGCUCUCCACCGCUGCGGCGGCGCCGCCUCUUUGCCCGACCUGCUAUCCACCCUCGCCCUCCCUUGUAGCAAACGGCCAUACCUGUCUCGGCUCAUGAAGAUGCUAGCCGUGGAAGGGAUCUUCACGGCCGUGGCCGUGGAUGUGGAUGCUCCUCCCGCCGCCGGCGAGGGCGCUGCCGGCACCGCGCCGAGCGUCCGGUACGGCCUCAGCCCGGUGUCGCGCCUCCUCGUCAGCGGCAGCGGCGCGUGCCUGUCCCCGUGCAUGCUCAUGGGCACCUCGCCGUUGUUUCUGGAGGCCUCUCUCCGGCUGCCCCAGUGGUUCCAGAGGGACGGCGACGGCGAGGGUGAGCCGGCGUUCGCCAUGGCGCACGGCGAGAGCCCCUACGGCGCAGCUGGCCAUGACAUGGAGUUCAACGCGCUGGUGAAUGAGGCGAUGGGGUCUGACAGCCAGUUUAUGGCGGAGCUCGUCGUCCGCGAGUGCGGCGAGGUGUUCACGGGCGUGACGUCGCUGGUCGACGUCGGCGGCGGGAACGGCACCAUGGCGACGGCCAUCGCCAAGGCCUUCCCGCAUGUCAGGUGUUCGGUGCUGGACCUCCCACAUGUUAUACAAGGCGUCUCAGCACACGAGUCGGUUGAGUUUGCUGCCGGCGACAUGAUGGAAUACGUUCCACCAGCUGAUGCAGUUCUGCUUAAGUGUGUGCUUCACAACUGGAGCGACGAGGAUUGUGUGAAGAUCCUGACAAAAUGCAGAGAGGCCAUUGCCCAAGGAGCGAAAGCAGGGGCAGGGAAGGUGGUAAUCAUCGAUGCUGUUGUUGGAUCUCCCACACACUCACAGCAAGUACUUGAAGCCCAAGUCUUGAUGGAUAUGCAAAUGAUGAUGCUGUUCAUGAGCAAAGAACGCGAGGAACUGAACUGGCAAAAGAUAUUCAUGGAAGCAGGAUUUAGUCAUUACAAAAUACAGCCUAUCCUAGGAAUGCGAUCCAUCAUCGAGCUCUACCCAUAGCUUAUCCAUGUAUAGUCCUUUUCCCUCA